CAUACACGGACGCCUCCCUCAGUGUGUGUGACAUGAUCUUGACUCCUGAGUCCUGACUGACUAGUUUAACUAGGCAAGUUCGCAUUGAGAAGCCUUAGGAGACGGUCCUGCUUUGCUUCACUCCUUAUCGACUGCAAUUGCACUCACAAAACAUUAACGAAAGAUUGAAUUGAAUUACUUCACCGAACCGAGAUGGAUGUAAGGAGUUUGGCACCAGUUCUUCUCCUUUUGUUCGCUUUUACGACGGUUUUGGCCCAAACAGCCGCACCUGGCGUAGCUUGCGAGACCAAGAACGGGACCAGCUGUGAGGAAUGUCUAAACAACGUGACGUGUUUAUGGUGUAUCAAAACCAAGACGUGUGUGUCGUAUCCAGUGAGAACCAUCCUGCCACCACACUCGCUUUGUCCGCUCAACGACGCUCGCUGGGGCUUGUGUUGGAUGAACUUCCAGAGUUUGAUCAUUACUCUUGCGGUGCUGGGUGGCGUCAUCAUCAUCGCCUUUCUGAUCUGUCUCUUCUGCUGCUGCAAGUGUGAAAAUAUUGGAUCGUCAAGUUUCUUGGCCAAGAUGGAGCGACAGGUUAACAAGUCGAUGAACAAACAGGAGACGAGGCGGGCUGAAAUGAAACAGAGACAUGAUGAUAUUAGAAGGAAAUAUGGCUUGAAUGGACCAAAUCCUUAUUCCCGAUUCGGAUGAGAGGACUGACGACUGUGGGACUUAACUUGGCAAAUGUCUUUUUAUUUAUGAAGCAAUCCGUUCAUGUAAACUGCCAUUUAAUGAUUAUGAAGUCGAUGCCUCUGAUGUCAUAAGCCGAUGAACAGGAAUGUUGUUUAAGGAGCUAAGUGGCUGUAAAAUAUCAAUACCAAUCAAAUAUUUUUAGCAGCUGCUGGGUUUAGAAUUGUAGUAUUAGGAACCUAUUUUAUUGCACUUUUUUCAUCUUUUUUUUUUGUUUUUGUUUAAUUUCAUAGUUCCUGGUGAAUGUGUGUCAGUCACACAUUUUUUUUUUUUUUUUAAUAUUUAAUAGUUUCAUAGUGUGUAUCAUUCAGGUGUACUGUUGAUAUUAAAAGACUAAAAGUGACACCUUC
This is a messenger RNA of Corythoichthys intestinalis (scribbled pipefish), 1082 nucleotides long. RefSeq names its product pituitary tumor-transforming gene 1 protein-interacting protein-like. The record is from RefSeq and is a predicted model, not a curated record. Gene Ontology annotation, biological process: protein import into nucleus. NCBI's taxonomy places the organism in Eukaryota, Metazoa, Chordata, Actinopteri, Syngnathiformes, Syngnathidae. The transcript is spliced from 7 exons. Gene Ontology annotation, cellular component: cytoplasm; nucleus. Bases 193 to 693 code for a protein of 166 amino acids.